Molecule: messenger RNA, 4026 nt
Organism: Papilio polytes (common Mormon)
Lineage: Eukaryota; Metazoa; Arthropoda; Insecta; Lepidoptera; Papilionidae
Exons: 14
Coding region: 265-2220 (651 amino acids)
Molecular function (GO): zinc ion binding
Source: RefSeq, a predicted model, not a curated record
CUGGUAUGAUGAAAGUGUUACGUAUUUGGACAGAUCAAGAAAGAGCAAGUUGAUAUUUGUGUUGUUUGAAAUUGAAUGUGCCCGAGUGUAAAGAUUUGGAUAUUAAUUUUAUCAAAAGAGUGAUUUUGUUUGUUUUUUUAAUUUUUUAAAGUGUUUGUGCCUCUUGUUAUAUUUUUUUAGAUCGAUAUAAGUUUGGUCCUUUAUUCCUAUUGGAAAGGAAAUUGUCACAAUUAAUCGAAUUUGGAGGUUGCGUCGGCGCAUAAGAUGCGCUCGAUCCUAGCGUACUACGCGGACGUGAUGUCGGCGGCGGCGCGCGGCGCGGGCUGCGCGCUCGGCUGCAGCGGUCGAGGGGACUGCAUGAAUGGUACCUGCUUGUGCGAGAUACGGUACGCGGGUGAUGAGUGCGCUGGACCAAAUCUGCCGUACCACGCAUGUAUCGGCGGUGUGUUCCUAUUGGUGGCGUUCGUCUGCGCGGUGCAGCUGACGAUAUGCGUGGUGACGGAAUACCGCCGGCUUAAGGCACCCACCUUCCUCCGCGCCUGCAAGGUCACCACGCAGAAGAUGCUCUACCUCGUCGCAUUCCUCGCGUCCCUCAUACGCGGAGCUUACUUUGUGUCGCCGUCAGCGUUCCAAGAGGGCUGGGCGACGAGUCUUCUAUCCGCGUAUUAUCCUCUUCUCAUGUCGGGUUCUUCCCUCAUUGUUUGCUUCUGGGCUGAGGUGUUCCAUCUUCGAGACAUCCGCUGGGAGCGUCCUCGGUUCCUCUCCAAGUCUUUCCUGGCCUUCGUCACCUUUAAUGUCAUCAGCUACUCACUUCUAGCAGCAGAAGUACUCACCACGAAUAUAGCUAAUACAACCGCUGAGAAAAAGAGUUUCUACCAGCACGUCUUUAACGGUUGCUACGCAGUGCUUCUUUUCAUCGUGGUUAUAUUUUUCCUCAUUUAUGGCGUCGAAGUUUACUUUAAGCUCCGAGGCGAGUUCCUGAAGGAGACUAAAGUAUGCACGAUCAUCUCCCCCCGCCCCGGCCCCUCCAGCGCAGAUGAUGACGACGUGCAGGACACGCUCGUCACCAAGCAAGGCAUACAAACAGACCUGGCGGACCGCGAUGGGUCCGUGGACUUGCGCUCGGUGGAUCUGUCGCAGCUGCACCAGUCCCGUGUGGGCCUCGUCAGCCAGGCUCUCAUGCUGAUACUGAUUGCUGGUUUCCUCGCCUCUGAGACCCUCAGCGAGUUUUGGAAGACCAAAGUGCCGGUGGUGUCCCGCAACUGGCACGACGUGGUGUUCCGUCUCGCGGAGAUCGGCGUCGCGCUAUGGUUCCCCUGCGUGCUGUGGAACUCGAUGGCGCCGGAGCGGCUGUGGCUGCUCAACCCGCGCCGGCUGCUCGCCCGCCAGCUGGACGACGCGCGCCUCGCGGAUCUGCUCGCACACCAUCAUGACGCCAAGGUAACGGGACAAAACAUUAUUUACAUUAUACACAUUUUUACACAAUAUAUGCACAUUUGUCCUACUUAUAGGUUUAUACAAUUACAAAGUACUAAUGUGGAUUCUCAGAUAUUGAUGACGUUUUGGAACUUAAGAUGGCGCGGAUGGGCGUUGUUGGUUGUUGAAAUGUUUAAUUACUGGCAAACUUUGGUCUGGCGAGUAGUUUUCAAUGUAGUUGUUGCUGCUAAGUCUUUGGAAGGUGUAAAGAAUACUUUCAUAACAAAGCCUCUCAUCAGGCCGUGUCGCUGCACCGGGGACGUGUCCGCCGUGCACCACGACUGUCUGCGCAGAUGGCUCAUUGAGAGUGCUACCACACCGGACGGCUUGAAGUGCAAAGUUUGCAACACGCCGUACAUCGUGCAAAAAACAAACAGAGUGGAGUGGGAGCGCGGGUUCACGUGCGCGCACUGGCUGCGCACGGCGCUGGCGGUGGCGGGCGUGUGCGGCGCGGGCGCGGCCGCCUGGCUGCUGGUGCAGCUGUUCCCCUCGCCCGUGGUGCGCGUGCUCUGCGCCGGCGCCGCGCUGCUCGUCUGCUACGUCGCCAUCAGGUUUCUAAGCAUGAACACAGUGAUAGCGUACCAACGAGCCAAAGUAUCCUCCCUCAGGAUAAUAACAGAACCGCUCGCUGAGUCUCAAGUUAACGACCAAACUCAACUCUGCACCAUCAGUAAAACUGUUACAGUCGAAAUAGCCUCUAAAGCGGUACUCGAACAAGCGCUUAAAGGAGACGUAAAAAAUUAAAAUAACGAUAGCAGUGAUAUUUGUGAAGUGUACAAGUGCGAUGAAAAUUAAACCGAGUGAAUAUCGAAAUAACGAAUGAACUCUGCCUAACAUAUCAGGCUUACGGCCUAUAACUUAAAAAACGUUAUUUUCGUUAUAACCGUUAUUAUCCUUAAAACGUUUAACGUUAUAACUGUGAAACCGAUUAAGGUUAUAACUGUGAAACCGUUUAACGUUAUAACUGUGACACCGUUUAACGUUAUAACUGUUAAAACGCUUAACGUUAUAACGUAUAAGCUGCCAGUGUUAUGGCGAUGUAUUAAGAUGAAAAAUUCGAAAAAAAGAACACUGAAUGUUGCCAAACAAAUUAAUUACGUGUUUAGUACAAAAGUGAUCUUUUGUGAUGAAUGUGGUCUAUUAUAUUGUAUUUAUUAAUCUGUUAACCAUAGAUAUAUAAUCUAUAGAUAUGUUACCCAACGCCCAGAAAUGAGACAAAAAGACUCCUUUCGAUAUUAUUGGGGCAAUUUUACACAGUUUUUUAUAUUGUAAUAUGGCAAACGAGUUACGGUCAGAAUUCGCUGAAAUAACGAACUAUUGCUCAUAGACAUAUGCAGUUACAAAUCCCUUGCCUUUAUUAAAUCGGCAAAAGAAGGGACGCACAGAAAAAGGAUAUUUCCCCGUAAUUGUAAUUUACAAUAUAAAAUGACGUUUGUAAAAUCAGUCAGUUGUCAAAUUUUACGACACACUCCAUCAAUAAAUUAUAUAUCUAUGGAAUGCUAUAGAAAGUUCUGAUUAGAUUUUAGAUAUCUAAAUCAUAAUUUAAGUAUAUUUUAUUUUGUCAAAAUUAAGCCGUAAAAUUGUAUAAUACAUAUAUUUAACGUUUCAACUAAUUUUGGAAAGUGGAAAUAUUUAUGGUAUUGAAGAAAAAGGUUUUAAAAAAAAAAUUAUUGGUAUAUUUUUAUAAGUUUGUGAAGGCUAUGAUUUAUAUGUAAGAUUUUUUAGUUUAUUAGAUUUUAUUGAGCAAUGAUAGUUUUGAGAUUUCGAUAGCUCCUAUGUAAAAUACCGCAACCUUGUUUUUUUUUAAAAUAAUUUGUUAAAUACUUGUUUCUGUAUAAAACGCCAAAGUUCUGUAAGUUUUCUUUUUCUUUAGUUUCAUGUUUGUCAUAAUCAUAAUAAUCCUUAAUAGCUAGUUACGUAAGAGUCCAUUUUUCAUAUAAAUUCUAUGACCAAUACAAGUGGGUCAGUGACCUCUAUAUUUGCUUGAUUGGUUUUGCAUAAUUCUGAAAAGCGACAAAAUACUUCUUUAAUUAGUCCGAGUUUAAGACGACUACCGUCAGAGCUAAGAUGGCAAUAAUCAAAUGGGCGCAAAAUAUACCGGUUCAUAGCCUAUCCUGUGUGAAUAGAGGUCUGUUGUUCUGCCAAUCCAAGAAAACAAAUGUUUAAUAUUCCUUUUAUAGUUCAAAAAACAGAUUUUUACACAGGUUUUUUGAUUAGAAUAUUACCAAAAAUAAGAGUAUAAAAUUAUCAAAUCUGAACUAUCAAUGCCAAUAAAAUCUGAUUAUAAACAAAAAAAUAAUUUAAUAUUGAGAUAUAUUGAAGACUUGUAUUUUAAAUCUCAAUUUUUAUGUAGAUGCGUAAUUUGGAACGUAGAUGCGUAGUUUCUAGUGACAUUUCAAAUUCUUUAGUGACGCGUUUCUGUAUACGUAAAAAUGUAGAUAAUAAAAAGUAAAGCAUUACGAGUGUUGUGAUUAACUUUGAUUUUAAAAAUAUUGUUAUGUAGAAUAAUCUAAUAAAGGUAACCCCGUGAUGGGUUGUGGCAUUUCCUUA